AUGUUCACCGAUGGUGUAAAUCCGGCGAGGGAAGAAGAUUUAACCUUAUCGGUUGUUUUGAAGUGGGAACAGCCGUUAUCCGCAGAAUCGGUUCGAAGGUUCCUUUUGAAUCGCAACGGACAAAAUGAGGUUAUUUUUUGCGCGUUUUGCAAGUUGAGUAAUUUUCGUAAUGUUCAGCUUUUGAUAACCUUGAACCCUGCAGUGUCUUCUGCAUUAUGGAAGAUGAAGUCAGCACAGGAACUUGCAAUGUACACAAAUCAAGGCAAGUUUCAGAUCGAUGGCGUGAGUUUUGAAAACUUUCGAAAGAAAUCGGAAUUGGAAAGUUACAGCAUAACGUCACUGUGGAACCAUUGGUGAGAGAAUACGGCCCAAAACCCGAUACGGUCGGUUUUUCUUCUUUUUUUGUAGGAAUAAUUUGUUUUUUUUUUGUCAAGCUUAAGUUUUUGGCAUUAUUUGGGUUAGAAUUUCACGAGAAAAUUGAGAUUCAGGCUUGGUUCUGGCUACAAAAAAAGAAUCAAGAACUUGAAAAACUUGAUUUUUUUAGCUUAUAAAUACUUUUUUUGAAACUUGUUCAAAAUCAUGGGAUUUUUUUCCUCAGGACUUUGGAAAUUUCUGAAAAUUAAGAAAGAAGUUUCACCCUCAGUAAUUAAUUUUUUUCCAAAGAUUUUCACAGUUUCAAUAAUUAUUGUAUCACCAUAACACUGAAAGCUCUUGAAAGGAAGACGUUAGAAUUUUCAAAAAAAAUCAUCAGUUUGUUUUGAUUUUCUCUGAUUAACUCUGAAAAUUUUGUAGUUGAUCAACGCGUUGAACGUUUUCCCGGGCGAAGAGGAUCAAAUGCAUCUUUUGGCUGCAGUUCUCGGAACAAUCGUCGAACGAAGGGUUUCAAGUUUGCCCCGGGGCGAAUUUGACCUCGAAAUGUCCUGCUUUGUUCAGAGGAAACAGUUCAUGUUGCUCUACGAGGCGAUCGAUCGGGAGCUUCAGGAUUUCAUGUUGGCGCCGAGAAUCGAAUGUUUCGGCUCUAUGAAAAGCCGGUUUCGCAGGACCGCCUCUUCUGAUGCUGUUCGUUAACUGAAAAAUGAAAUUUUUAAAGAUCUUUAGAAAGUUUUUGAUGUGUUUUUUUCGUUAUUUUUUUAACAGUUUUUCUGAGAUUAUUGAUGUCUCCUGUAGUCCAAUUUAAUACAGGAUUCGGCUGUUCUUUCUGAAACCUUCUUGAAAUUUUGCCUCUGUGCCUUUAAAAAUCGUGUAAACACCAACAAAAAAAUUACUAAAUGUUUUUCUUCUUGAAAUUUUGUAUUUUCGAAAGCCAGUAAAACUUUCUUAUUAAAAUUAUCAUGUAGAGCUUUUUAUUCCUUUCUUCAAAAUAUCAGUUGAAUUUGCACCAAGGUCUGUAUUUUUCAAACUUCGCGCCAAGAUGAAAAAUUCACCUACCGUAAUCUGAUAAUGAGGAGAAAGACAUUACGCGGCAAACUUUUUUUAAAGCUUUGAUGACGAAAAAAUUUUUCGAGAAUGACUGAAUGACUUUUUAACCGGUCAAAAAGAGGAAUUUUUUUGAUUUUCAAUAGUUUUUGAGGUGAUUUUUGUGAAUCUUUAGGACCUCAACGUCUGGUACGACACUGUAUUAUCCUCGCCCAGGAACAUUCGAAGCCGCGAGGAACUCUUGAAACCUACAGUAUACCUUUUUUUCAUGAAAACAUACUUUUCUAGCAAUUUUAUUCGUCUAGAGACCGCUUGCAAAUGUGAGCAAAGCUGAGAUGGAGAAGUUGAAACCGAAAGGUUUGUUCAUUUUUCGAAGGUCCAAAAAAAUAUUUUUUUGAUAAGUUUUAAAAAAAUUUUUUUGCUUGUUGGAAAGACCAAUUUUUUUCUCGAGUUCUCAGCUUCUAAGAAAGGAUUUUUCACAAUGAAGCCUCGAAAAGCCAAUUUCGAAAAUCUCUAUAAAAUACUUAUUUUUUUGUGAACUUCAUGUUUCUAACACGAAUUUUUUUAUUCAAAAAAAUAUUAAUCUCAAUUUUUCGAAAAUGACCUAUCCAAGAAUAAAAAAAUUGAGAAAAAGCGCAAAAAAACUGUUGAAAAGUUUUCGUGUGAGAAAUGAGCAAUUUUCGAAAAGCACAAAAUUGGCAAAAAAAGCACCAUUUUUGGUGUUUGAAAAGGACCUUUCUAUCAAUUUUAGAAAAAAAAGGCGUUUCUCAUUAUUCCAGAAAUCUCUUUCCUGCGUAGGAACAUCAAUUUUCUAGCUUGUUCUUGCGAAAAUUGAAUGAAAAGAGGUUGAAAGUAGAUUUUUGCUGAUAUUUAGAACGAAUCCAACUUCUCGGGGCUCAUUUCCGUCGGUCGGAGAGCCGAUUGGUCCAAUUCGGAUGUUCGAUAACGACCAUCGAAGCGAAAUGUCCCAUCGUAAUGGUCGAAUUGGGAUCUAACGUCGAUUUUUUGGUGAGAAACUGAGAAAAAAAUUGUUUUCUUUCAAGUUGACAAAAGAAGUUUUGUGUUAAAAAAAGUUUGAAUUUUAAUUGAAUAUGUGAUUUUCCUUUACAGAUUCGUUAAUAUUUGUUUUUAGGCAAAAAUUCAAAUUGAAAAUUGAAAAUUAAUUUUUCUUCAAUAUGAUGUACGUUCACGAGUUCGAAGUCAAAACAAGCAUUUUUUUCAACAAAAAGUUUUUCCUCAAAAAAAUUAGGUGAAUAUACUGAUGCCUUCGGAAAAAUUCUGGGAUUCUGAAAAUGAAAUUAUUUUUAUGUUAAUUUUCUUUAUGUUCAAAUUUACAUCUCAAAUUUUGAAACCUAUUUUUAUGUCAAAAAGCUAGUGGGAAUUUUUGAGAAUUUCAGUGUGGAAAAUUUCCUCAUCUAGUUGUAGAAUUUUUCGGUUCAGAUAAAAGCCGAGAUUUUUUUCCGUCGAUUUAAAAAAUCACUGAAAAGUCAUUUUUUUGAUUGCCAAUUCAACGUGAAAGAAUGAGCAAAAUUUCGAAAAAAAUUUAUUUUUAUUUUUUCCGCUCCAAAAAUUUUUCUAAAAGAAAAAAACCUUAGUUUUUAAUCCAUAUAUUCGGGAUGUCAGUAACUCCAGAAAAUUAUAGGAAUACAUUUGAAAUUCUCAUUAAAAAAUAUUUCUAGGCGGCCAUCGAUGUUUCGAUCGAUAAUGAAGCCGGAGUCAAAAAAAGCGAUUUAUUGGAUUUAUUCAUCGAACGGGAUCAGAGCGAAAUGGCAGAGUUUGUUGGAAAUCCACCAAACUUUUAAGAAUCCAGGAAAUUUUAGAAAAAUCACCCGAUUUUUCCACUUUUGGGCCAAGACCAAUAACAUAAUCUGCAAAAGGGACGAGGUUUUGAAAAAAAAGUUGGAAAUUAGUUUGAUUUUCCGGGAUUUAGCACGGCAAUUGGGUCAAUCGGCAGUUCAAUUCGUACAUUUUGCACCAUUUGGUCAUACAUUUCGUACAGACUGCGCUGGGUGUCCAACUUGUUCGGGAGCAUCCGGUUGGUUUUCGGGAAGAUUUUACGAAAAUUCUCAUUUUCUUACUGUAGUUCUGAGCGUGAAAUUGCUGAGUUUUUUCAGUGUUAAGAAGGUUUUUUUUUUCAUUCAAAAUGCUUCAAAAUACUGAUAUCUGUGUUUGAAGAAAAGUUAGAGUCGAUCCGUCAACUAGGAAAUAAAUUGGAAAAUUCCACUAAAAGACCUACCGUAACCCAGUGAGGGGGCGGAGCUUCACAGUAACUAGCCUAAAAGUUUACACAUUAUGUCUAGUAACUUUGAUAAUAUUUUCAACUCUCAAAACAAAACUUGAAAUUCUUGUACCAACCGUUCAUCGACUUCCUCAGAGAACGUGUGUUAGAGAAAAAAAUAGAUUGAAAAAAAUAUAUUUUUGAAGAUUUUUUUAGCGAAAAAAACCGAGAAAAAAAUUUUUUUGUGUUCCAAAAAUAUGAAGGAAAACUAAAUAUAGAUUUUUAUAAGUAUUUCUGAGAAUUUUCAGUCGCAAAAAAAUUCGAGGUGAAUACAUUUUGCGUUUUUAAGCAGUAAACUAGGUCCAUGUAAUCAAAUUUUUCAACGAUUUGCCUGUAAGAAUAGCAUGAAAAAAAUAUUCUAGUGGAUUUUUUAAAAAGACCCUUUUUUUAUUGAAUGAUUUUCGAUGCAAAAGUGGAUCGUAAAAGAAAUUUUUGAUCGUUUUUCGUGGAAAAUAUUGGUCUGGGAAGGUUUUUAAAAGAUUUUUCAAGACGUUGGUUUUUUUUUUUGAAAGUAUGAGUUCUAAUUUUGUUAUUUUUAUUUAUCUCAGAAAAUCGGAGAAAGAGAUACCGUAGUUUUCGCUAGCUUUUCUAGAGUUUGAAGUGAUAUUUCGAAAAAAGUUUUUUAGAGUUUAGAGUUUAUUCACGGGCAAAGUCCGAAAGAUCUCUAAAAGGCCUCAAAGGCGCCCGACUUUUUUCUAAAGGGCCUUUUGAAAAGGUAAGAAAGAAUAAGGCGAAAAAAGGAGAUUCCGAGAAUUUUUGACACCUUUUAGGGAACUCAAAAAGGAGCUUUAGGCACUUUUUAAUGCCUUUUUUAGGCCGUUUGGACUUUGCCUAUUUUGGAGAAAAGAAAAGAAACUCAGUUUUUAUCGGAGAUUAGUGACAUAAUCCUUCAAGUUAUUGCUAGAAAUUAGUAAAGAUUCUGUGGUUUUUGAUAGAAAUUUGAAUUUUUCAAGUCACUUUCGGAAUGAAGAUUUCGAGCAUCAAAUCAAGAAAUUUUCAACUUUUCUUGAAAAAAUGAAAAUUCGCAAAUUAUUUUUCAUAGGACCGCGAAAGACGUUGUGACCCCUACAGCAUUCGGAAUCGCUGGAAAACUUACCGCUCUUUUUUCAAGAAGUUUUUCAUUUACCUCGCCAACCUGGACUAUAAUAAAUUCGCGAUUUUCAAUGCAACCACGGUGCUAAAGUUUGUGACAUUGCGGGAAUUUCCACGUGAACAAUGGUCUGAAUUGAAGGGGAACCAUCAUGAGUUAUCAGAGCACUACGUCCGCCGCUUUGGUUGUUGCGGUAAUUUCAAAAUUGAGUCUUUUAAAUGGAAAUCGAAGUUUUAGGAUCCCUUGGAAACGAUGCACAACAUUGCGCAGGCCGUUAGUACCAAGGCCUUGGCUUAUUUCAAAAAAAUGAUCCGGUAUUCUUUGCAUUUGGUUGGUCCGUUUGAGAAUUUCGUUGAAGGGGCGGACCUUUAAAACUUGAAAAAAAAUUUUUAGGGUUGAUGGUGCUCUCUUAGCUUUACUGAAUUGGUUAUUGUUCAAGAUCAGGAAAUUUUGAGAGAAUUUGGUUUAAAGGCGCAGGGCGAAGCUUCUAGUCCUGAAAAAUAGAUUUUUCUUGGUAUUUUCCUCUUAAUAGCUCUAUCAUUUGAUUUUUACUCAAUAACAAAAUUUUAUGAGAGGAUUUUUGAAGGCGCGGGGCGGAGCUUCGGGAGUUUCAAGACCAGAAAGUUAGAUUUUUUUUUUUUGGAAGUCCUCUCGCCGCUUAAUUAUUGCUUAAUAGCAAAAUAGUAUGAGAACAUUUCUUAAAGGCGCAGGGCGGAGCUUCGAGAGAUUCAGGACCUGUAAAAUAUAGUUCUCCUGGUCUAGUCUCCUCUCGUAGCUUUACUAAAUUAGGUAUUUCUCAAGAACAAGAGGUUAUGAGAAAAAAUUUGGUUUAAAGGCGCAGGGUGGAGCUUCGGGAGUUUCAAGACCAAUAAAUGAAUAUUCAACUAGGCACUGCAGAAUACUGACAGAUUAGAAAAAUUUCGAAUGGCUCCAAAAAAAAACUUCAAAGCCUAAAAAAUUAUUUGACUAUUUGAAGACCCAAGGCGGAGCUCAAGAAAAUUCGUAAAAUACUUUCACGGUAUUUUUUGAGCACAGAUUCAGAAUCAGCGCGAAAAACGACAUUUAAUUAACUAAGCUUCACUGAAGUUUUCACUGUACGCUCCGGUUUUUUAUAGUUUAUAAGACCCCUCUUUUUUUUGAAAUUUUUCCUAACUAAAACCAAGACAAAAGAACUUAUUUUGCAGCUCAAAUGCAGAGAGUUUUCACUGAAUGCGAUUUUGAAUGUCGAGGAAAACUUCCAGAAACAAGUGGCUAUGAAAUUGGCGGCCCCAGCGGCUCAUUUCGCGGAUAUUGGUGAUUUCUCCAAAUAACAAAUGAGGAAUUUAUUUUUUAUUUAAAGAUGGUUCAUUGGUUUUCCUGUUACCGGAAGUCAUCCACGACAAGCUCGAAGUUCUGCAUUUAUUGAUCCGGAUUAUGGGCUGGAUCGUGUCUGCGACACAUAGGAUGGGAUCGAUUGACGAUAUCGAGACCCCUAAGGUUCUUGGAAGUUUUUGGGAUUUUGGAAAAGCUUGAAAUUUUGAUAAAUCAAAGCGAUUUUAAGCUUGAAAACGUGUAUUUUUUCAAGAUAUCCUUGUAGAAUUCUAGAAUUCAUUGAUUAAUCCAUACGUCGGCUGGAUCUUACCCCGGGGUGCGGCUUAAACGAACGCCGCCCCCCCCCCUCUCAAACUUCGGCCUAUCCCCCUCUCUCAAAAUGCGACCUACCCCCUCUCAAAAUGCGGCCUACCCCACCCCCCUUCAAAAAGAGGCCUACCCCCGCAAAAAGCCGCCUAUUUCAAUAUAUUUUCAAAUCUUUUUUGCGCGCAGAAGGGUUGGAUCUAACCUAUGUAUGGGUUAAUCUUACCGUAAAUCUUGAAAUCUUGACGCAGCCUUUUUUGGUCAUUCUAAAGUUGUAUGGACGGUUAAGAACUUUUUUCUGGCUUUUUUACAACUUUAUAAAAUUAAUAGAAAGAGAACCUUGAAAAGAAGGAAAAAGUUUCAACUUCGGGGACGAAAGUUCAAAAAAAAAAAGCGGAAUAAUGGAAAUUGUCUCAAGAAACUUCUUUUUUGUCAAGUUUAACUCGAAAACAGGUUUUUUUGGGGGUUCAUUAUUUUUGGUUAUAAUUUCACUAUUUUUUUCAUUUUCGACUUUUUUUAGAAAAAUUUGUCGUAUAAGUAAAAAAAUGUUCUGGUUGUUCCUGAUGAUCUUAUUCUCUCAAUUUUUUUCCCGACAGAAAGUUUUGUUCAGGGAAUCAUUUUCCUGAUCUUCAAGAAGGCGUGGGUCGGCCGUCGACACCACAGAUCUCAAGUUAAAGCUCUUUACAACAUUGACAAAGGCCUCGAAUCGGAAUUGUUGGUGGGUUUUCAAUGGUGAAAUAAAAAAUGAGCCGUUUUUUUGAAGAUUUCGAAAAUAUACCAGAAAAACCCGCCGAUUCGUCCAUCAUGCAUCGUCAACGUCCGUUUGCAGUGGAGGCAUCGGGAUGGAGUUGAAUGGAAAUUGUUGGUUUUUCUUCAUUUUUUUUCAGAAAGUCUUUUAGAGCCGAUUUUUCGUUCUCGAAAAACUGAAUAAUUUUUAAAAAAAACAGAGUAUUUCACAUUUUUGCCACUAUUUAUUUUACCAUUAUUCUACAAGUUUUCAUCUCUUAGAAAUUUUCUAGAACCCUCAUAGGCAAAGUCGAAAAGGUUCCGUGAAAAUGAUCCGUUUUGCUGCUCUUUUGGGCCAUUUCAUGGGCUCCUAUGCACCAUUUUUGCUGCCUCUCCCUUUUUCCACCAUUUCUUGAGCCUUAAAAAGGCCAGAAAAAAUGGAAGGCCCAAUGAGGAGACUCUUUUUGCGGCUUUUGAGCCUCUCCCUUUUAUCGGCCAUUAUCCACCAUUCCGACUUUGGGCCCGAGCCAUACAGGGGCAGACCAUUCUUAAAGGCCGCCGACCCCUCCUCCCAAGUUUUUUGCCAACUUUAAGCUAAUACUACCUCCCUGAGGCUAAAACUUAAAUGGUUGCGGGCGAAACUACCUCCUGGAAGUUAAAAACUGAUUUUUUCCCCAUUUUCAUAAAUUUUUUGUGAGCCAUCCCUCCUCCUGGGCUGAAUGAUUUCUGUACUUGUUCAUAUAUGGUCCGACCCGAAAGAUUCAAAGCAAUCCAAUAACCUGAAAAUAUAUGGUUCUUUGUAUUUUUCCUUUACUUCAGAGCGUUUUCUUUUCAAAAUGGUUUUGAAUAUCAACUUUUUUGUUUGAACGACUUGAGGGGAAAAAAUGAGCAUUUUUCUCGACUUGAGAAGAGAAUAAAAAAGGUUUUUUUUUAUUCGGAGAAUCCGCUCAAACAACAUUUUAUGCACUAGGUAAAGGAUCUGAUAGUGGAAACUUGCAGAAUUUCCUAAUUUUUUCAAGUGGAGAUUCUUGAGAAAGUACGGAGAGAUCUUUGUACAUCAAAAAGUAUCCUAGUUUUUUUUUUUAGAAAAUCUCACAGUUCAACGUAAAAUGAACACCCUUAUCAAAACUUUAGAAAAAGCUAUAUGAAUAUUUCGCUUUAUCUUGCAGUUUGGUGGCAAAAGUCCUGAAUGGGGCGGUCGCGGACAUGCGGGACGCCCUCCACUUCAUCAUCCAUCAGUUUGUCCCCAACUAUACCCAAGAACUCGUCGCCAGAAAUGGAAUGAACAAUCUGGAGGUGGAAAAUCCGGACAGUAGUCCCGAGCAAUCCCAGUAA
Caenorhabditis auriculariae is the source of this 8459-nucleotide messenger RNA. The record is from the annotation of a GenBank genome assembly. Lineage: Eukaryota; Metazoa; Nematoda; Chromadorea; Rhabditida; Rhabditidae.